Molecule: messenger RNA, 5193 nt
Organism: Neopsephotus bourkii (Bourke's parrot)
Lineage: Eukaryota; Metazoa; Chordata; Aves; Psittaciformes; Psittacidae
Gene: WASHC4
Product: WASH complex subunit 4
Exons: 33
Coding region: 91-3612 (1173 amino acids)
Biological process (GO): endosome organization; endosomal transport
Cellular component (GO): WASH complex; endosome
Source: RefSeq, a predicted model, not a curated record
CCCUUUCCCCUCCGCCUCCAUUUCCCAGAGGGCGGCGGGGAAGCAGGGCAGGAAGUCUCGUGCGCCUGAGUCAGGGGAGGAGCGGGCGCGAUGGCGCUGGAGACCCUGUCCCCGGACUGGGAGUUCGACCGCCUCGAUGACGGCUCGCAGAAAAUUCAUGCUGAAGUGCAAUUGAAGAAUUAUGGAAAAUUUCUUGAGGAAUAUACAUCUCAGCUGAAGAGAAUUGAAGAUGCUUUGGAUGACUCUGUUGGAGAUGUUUGGGACUUCAGCCUUGAUCCCAUUGCAUUAAAGCUUUUGCCAUAUGAACAGUCCUCCCUACUAGAGCUCAUAAAGACAGAAAACAAGGUUCUAAACAAAGUAAUAACUGUGUAUGCGGCUCUCUGCUGUGAAAUCAAGAAGUUAAAAUAUGAGGCAGAAACUAAAUUUUAUAAUGGCCUCUUGUUUUAUGGAGAAGGAGCCACAGAUUCCAGCAUGGUGGAGGGAGAUUGCCAAAUACAGAUGGGAAGAUUUGUUUCUUUCUUGCAGGAGCUGUCCUGCUUUGUUACCCGAUGUUAUGAAGUGGUGGUGAAUGUAGUGCAUCAGUUGGCUGUUCUCUAUACAAGCAACAAGAAUGCACCAAAAAUUAUAGAGACAUCUGGAGUUCAUUUUCAGGCAAUGUAUGAGCACCUGGGGGAAUUGCUCACAGUCUUAAUCACUCUGGAUGAAAUAAUUGACAAUCAUGCCACUCUGAAAGAUCACUGGACCAUGUAUAAGAGGCUGCUAAAAUCUGUCCAUCACAACCCUUCUAAGUUUGGGAUUCAAGAAGAUAAACUGAAGCCUUUUGAAAAGCUGCUGUUAAAACUGGAAUGCCAGUUACUUGAUGGAAUGAUAUUUCAGGCCUGCAUAGAGCAACCAUUUGAUUCUCUAAAUGGUGGAGUGUCGGUGUCAAAGAACAGCACGUUUGCUGAAGAAUUUGCUCACACUCUUCGCACAGCUUUUGCAAAUGUUGAAACCAAACUUGGUGAACCUUCAGAAAUUGACCAGAGAGAUAAAUACGUGGGCAUCUGUGGCCUCUUUGUACUGCAUUUUCAGAUUUUUCGGACCAUAGACAAGAAAUUUUACAAGUCAUUGUUGGAUGUCUGUAAAAAGGUACCAGCUAUCACGUUAACUGCUAACAUUAUCUGGUUUGCUGAUAACUUCCUGAUUCAGAAGAUACCAGCUGCUGCCAAACUUCUGGAUAAGAAAAGUAUUCAUACAGUUAAACUGCAAAGGGAAAACUUUCUACAGCAGAAGGCACAGUCACUUACCAAAGAUAUGCAGUCAUAUUAUGUUUUUGUGAGCUCAUGGAUGACAAAAAUGGAAUCUAUCUUGUCAAAAGAGCAACGUGUGGAUAAGUUUGCUGAAGAUCUGUCAAACCGCUGCAAUGUCUUCAUCCAGGGUUUUCUUUAUGCAUACAGUCUUAGCACCAUCAUUAAAACUACAAUGAAUCUCUACAUGUCAAUGCAAAAACCUAUGACCAAAACCUCAGUGAAAGCUCUAUGCAGACUUGUGGAACUUCUGAAGGCAAUAGAACACAUGUUUUACCGAAGAAGUAUGGUUGUGGCUGAUUCUGUGACACACAUUGCUCAGCAUCUGCAAUAUCAGGCUCUUCACACUAUUUCUGUAGCCAAGAAAAGAGUAAUUUCUGAUAAAAAGUACAGUGAGCAACGCCUGGAUGUCCUCUCUGCUUUGGUGUUGGCUGAGAACACCCUUCAUGGGCCAAGUACGAAACAGAGGCGAUUAAUUGUUUCCCUUGCACUAAGCGUGGGAACACAGAUGAAAACUUUUAAAGAUGAAGAACUCCUUCCCCUUCAGCUCGUUCUGAAAAAACUAGACCUGAUCAGUGAACUUACAGAGAGAAUUAGAGCGCAAUGUGACUGUUGUUUCUUGUACUGGCAUCGAGCAGUCUUUCCAAUCUAUUUAGAUGAUGUGUAUGAAAAUGCAGUUGAUUCUGCUAGAUUGCAUUAUAUGUUUAGUGCACUGCGGGACUGUGUACCUGCUAUGACACAUGCAAGACACUUGGAGUCUUACGAGGUGCUUCUGGAAUGCUAUGACAAAGAAAUCAUGGAAGUGCUUAAUGAGCAUUUGCUGGACAAGUUAUGUAAAGAGAUAGAAAAGGACCUGCGCUUAUCAGUUCAUACGCACCUAAAGCUGGAUGACAGAAACCCCUUCAGAGUUGGUAUGAAGGAUCUAGCUCACUUCUUCUUUCUGAACCCAAUACGUUUUUUCAAUCGAUUCAUUGACAUUAAAGCUUAUGUAACUCACUAUUUGGACAAGACCUUCUACAAUUUAACAACUGUAGCUCUUCAUGACUGGGCCACCUACAGUGAAAUGAGAAACCUAGCAACGCAACGCUAUGGUUUAAGUAUGACUGAAGCACAUCUUCCCAGCCAGACUCUGGAGCAGGGUCUGGAUGUUUUGGAAAUCAUGAGAAACAUUCAUGUUUUUGUAUCCCGCUACCUCUACAAUCUGAAUAAUCAGAUCUUCAUUGAAAGAACAAGUAAUAACAAACACUUGAACACUAUCAAUAUCCGACACAUUGCUAAUUCAAUUCGAACUCAUGGAACAGGAAUCAUGAACACAACAGUAAAUUUUACUUACCAAUUUUUGAGGAAAAAGUUCUAUAUUUUUAGCCAGUUCAUGUAUGAUGAGCAUAUCAAAUCCAGGCUUAUCAAGGACAUCAGAUUCUUCAGGGAAGUCAAGGAUCAAAAUGAUCACAAGUAUCCCUUUGAAAGAGCAGAUAAAUUCAACCGCGGUAUCAGGAAACUUGGAAUAACCCCGGACGGCCAGAGCUAUCUUGACCAGUUCAGACAACUGAUAAGUCAAAUUGGCAACGCUAUGGGUUAUGUACGAAUGAUAAGAUCUGGUGGACUUCACUGCUGUAGCAGUGCAAUUAGGUUUGUUCCUGAUCUGGAAGAUAUUGUUAACUUUGAGGAGCUGGUGAAAGAAGAAGGGCUCUCAGAAGAAACACAAAAAGCAGCAAGGCAGUUGGACUCUGUCCUUGGUGACCUCACACGUAACUUUGCAGAGGGAACAGAGUACUUCAAAAUGCUUGUGGAUGUGUUUGCUCCUGAAUUCCGCAGUCCAAAGAACAUGCAUUUGCGGAACUUCUAUAUAAUUGUUCCUCCACUGACCCUCAAUUUUGUAGAGCAUUCUAUCAGUUGCAAGGAGAAAUUGAAUAAGAAGAACAAAAGUGGAGCAGCUUUCACUGAUGAUGGGUUUGCUAUGGGUGUGGCUUACAUUCUGAAGCUUUUGGAUCAGUACCAAGAGUUUGAUUCUCUGCACUGGUUCCAGUCUGUUAGAGAGAAGUAUGUGAAGGAAAUCAGAGCAGUAGCUAAGCAACAGAAUGUGCAGUCCACAAAUCAAGAUGAAAAACUACUACAAACUAUGAACCUUACCCACAAGCGACUGGAAGUUUGUUUACAGGAAUUUGAACUCCUUUACUUCUCACUCAGUAGUGCAAGAAUAUUUUUCAGAGCAGAUAAAACUGCAGCAGAAGAAAACCAGGAAAAGAAGGAAAAAGAAGAAGAAUGUGUUAAAACCAGCAAUGGCGAACUCCCCAACUCGAUGCCUGCAGAUCCCGUUGUGAAAUGAUGUGUCUGGUAUGGGUGAUGAUUACUUAACUCAAAUAAUUCAUGUUCUCAUCAUCAGUAACACUCUGUAGGGGAUAAACGCUCUAAAUUUGAUUUACUUGCUCUGUUAAACCCAAGAGAGAACAUACAGUAGUAUACUAGCAUUCAGUAAGGCUAGGUCAGUGUUUGUAUUUCCUAGAGGAACUCCUGUUUUUCAGGAGUUUCCAUUAUUUACAUCACUUAGAUGAAAAUAAUGAUAUAAAAUGUUGACCCUGGAGGUAGUUAUUUUAAAGUACAGAUUAAAAACUUACUAAUUUUUAGAUGCAUUCUUGCGUCUCUAACAUAGUAUUAAAAAAAACCUCAUAGGCCACUGGUCUAAGGUUUGAACUGAUGCAUCUCUUCAACCAGGAAAAAACCAAACCAAGCUAUCGUGCAUAUUGGUUGUCCAAGAGAAUAAUUCAGACGUAUUUUUACGCAGUCCUGUUGUAUUUAAUGCAGUCACAGAUUACACUGUAGAUGUAACAGUGUAUGUUGUGACUGCAUGUUAGUUAUCACACAAAAUGGAAGUCCUCCUUGAUGUUUUAUUCAACAAACCCUUAUUACAACUACAGAGAGUAUUUGCACUGUGGGAUCUGAGGAUCCUGUCAGGCAUUUAUUUAUCCCUGCUAGUUUUUAACUCUUAGAUCAGAGAAAGGGGAAAACCAGAAAAGUUAAUGUAAUAAAUUACUUCUCAUUUCAUACCCAAGGUCUGAUUUGCAUCCACAGAAGUAAGGAAAUCCAGAGCCAAGACAGAACCACAAUCAGCUCUUCCUUUUAUGACCAGACACUGUGUGAUGGGUGUCUGUAACUAUUAAGUGAUCUUACAGUUCAUGAAUAUGUUGUGCCUAAUCGCAAGUUUCAGCCUCAAUGCUGUAUUUCCUGGCCUGUGUAGGCUUGUUGUACCCUCCGUGUUGUUCAUACAGUCUUACAUGCCUGAUUGUUAACAAUAAUUGCACUGCAGGCUUCAGAAGCUGCUGAACACUGUGAGAACUCUGUAUAAAUGUAACAUCCAUUAAUGCCUGCCAGUAGAGGUUUUAGACUGUGCAAGAGUUACUCAGAUUCCUAACUUCAGUAAGUAGCUAGACUUAGCUUAAAAGUAAACCCCACUCAUUAAAAGAUAGGGUUGUGUUUUCGAUCUCCCAGAACAUAAAAAAACUUCUAGGUCUUACUAACUAGAAUAAACUACUCCAGUCAGUCCAACGGAGAAUAACUUUUUUGGGGUUUUGUUUUUGGCACUCUUACUGUAGUUUUAGACCAUUCAUGCCAGCUUCUUUCAUCUCUUCACAUUACAAAAAAAGUGAUGUUUUAGUGGUUCAAAUUGUUCCACCCACCCUGGGUCACUAGCUAAGACAAUUCCUGUUAUAAUUCUGAUUUGCCCUUUUCUGCCAUUCACUCUGAUGUUCAGAUGUUUUGUUGCAACUGGAAAGACCAGACUGAUGCUGAAGUCCUUUUGGUCCUGGAAACAUGACAUAGAAGCUUAAUGGAGUGUAUGAAUCAGCUGGACUCUCACAAGUUUUGUUUUUAAUGCACUCUCAGUGCAGAGACUGCCCUAAAGAAUGCUGCA